GGGAACCCCAAAUUGGAUUAGAUCAUGAUUUUUUCGGACCACGGGCCGAGCUAACUGCUUUUGUCUUAAGGUUUUUGUACCGCGUACUCCGUAUCCUUUAUCCUCUUCCUGGCUUCGAUCUGGUAUCUCUAUAUGAUGACUCUAUCUCUCGGGUAUGAUCAGGCUGCCUUGAUGACCGUCACCAUGGGUAUGCUCUUAGGCGGCGGGGAGUGCACUAUGUAGUAGAGAUCUGGUGACGAAGACUGGAGUGGGCUCCCUCUAGAAUCUGCGGGAUCUGAAAGAGCGAACCCGAAGGACAACUCUCCAUAAGAACUACAUCUCGUCACUGAAUCGCUCCAACAACUAGCAUCAUCCUUGCCUUUAGUACCGUCUCCGAUGGUUGUUUUUCAUAUCUUCAUUCUGUACCGUUCCUUCAAUAUCGAUUCUCGGACGAAUCGGACAAACUGGAAACACCGACAGAAGUUCUUCCGCACGGAGAUAUCGGCAUUAACGGGUUCUGGCUCGCAUCAGCCAGAAAAUGACAUGAAGGUCUCGGAUGCGGAGUCGGUGCAAAACCAGGCCGAAGGCAUCGCAAGCUACGUACAUGACUCCUAGGUGGUUUUGAUCGCAUCCAAUAAAAAAACCCCGAUUCUGUUUGCCCAGCGCGGAGUGUUGCACAGGAAUCCCGUUUUAAGCCAGCGCUGCCUCCCAUUCUUUCUUAUAUAGCGCAGUCCAGUCCAGGCGCAGUGGUCAGCAAGCAUGCAUUGCUUUUUGCGACGCUGGUCUUACUUUCGCUCAUACACGAAAUUCGCAUACCAACCUCGAAGCGCGACUCAAUUCAGGAUGGCAUCAUCCACAGCGACCGUUGUCUACGCCUUGACCGUAUCGGCAUCUCCUGUGCGUUCAGCGGACCCAAAGGAUGCCAGCAAGAAAGCGCAUCAUGUCAAAAACGGAUUUGACAACCCAUGGGACUCCUGGAUCGCACCAUUUAGCAAACAAUAUAAGGUUCUCUGGCGUUUGGCAUCUGGCAAAGCCAAUCGCCCUGAUACCACUCCGCCAACCGUCCCAGUAAAUAAACCAGAAUUUCUACCCAGCCGUGAAGCCUCAAAGUCUUUGCGUGCCACAUGGUUAGGUCACGCUUGCUACUAUGUUGAGUUCCCGGGUGGUCUUCGAGUGCUGUUCGACCCUGUCUUCGAGGAUCGAUGCUCCCCGCUGUCUUGGCUGGGGCCCAAGCGUUAUACAGAGCCGCCUUGCCAAAUCGCGGACAUACCUACCAUCGAUGCGGUCGUUAUUUCACACAAUCACUAUGAUCAUCUCUCCCUUCCAACCGUCAAGGAUAUCCAUAAGCGACACCCGAACUGCCAUUUCUUCGUCCCUUUAGGAAAUAAGGACUGGUUCAUCAAGACCGGAAUACCUAAUGUGACGGAGCUCGAUUGGUGGGAGGAGCGCGAUAUUACUCUCUCUCCCUCGCAGCCGGGCACCGAGGUCAAGGCGCCUGCUGAGGGCAGCACUUCAAAGCGGGCAGAUAUCAGUGCUCGAAUUGGAUGCUUGCCUUGUCAACAUUUCAGCGCCAGGACUCCCUUUGACCGAUGCAAGACUCUGUGGGCAUCGUGGUAUGUGGAGUCCGGGGGUCGCAAGGUCUACUUCGCCGGAGAUACCGGUUACAGAACAGUACCCGAGCUACCAGACGGCGUGGAUGACCAUGCGCCAGAGUACAACUUCCCUUCAUGCCCCGCGUUUAAGCAGGUCGGAGAAUUUCGAGGUCCAUUUGAUCUCGGCCUGAUUCCCAUCGGCGCGUACGAUCCGCGAUUCUUCAUGAGUCCUAUCCACUCGGAUCCUCACGAUGCGGUCGAGAUCUUUAAGGAUACCAGGUGCAAGCAGGCACUGGGAAUGCACUGGGGAACCUGGGUCUUGACUGAAGAGGAUGUCUUUGAGCCUCCAAGGAAGCUCAAAGAAGCGUUGAAGAAGCACGAGAUACCUGAAACUGGAGUGUUUGACAUAUGCGAUAUUGGCGAGAGUCGAGAGUUUUGAGAUUGAGUUCGAAGUCUAUAUAUAUACCAUGGGUUGGUUAGGUGUUUGGUUCUCAUAUAAACUCUAUAUAAACUCCUCUUUCUUGGAUACUGUACAAUAGUAUUUAUCUCACAUCUGAUAUGAUAACUCCAUCAUCUAUUAUUCAUGUCUCCACGAAAUACCCU
Messenger RNA from Aspergillus calidoustus, 2174 nucleotides. The record is from the annotation of a GenBank genome assembly. NCBI's taxonomy places the organism in Eukaryota, Fungi, Ascomycota, Eurotiomycetes, Eurotiales, Aspergillaceae.